CCUCUAUUUUAAUUAUUUAGUUCCAUAAUCUUUUCAAGAAAGGGACAUGUUGACCUGUUUUUAUUAUUAUUUUUAGCACAGCCAGGAAACAUGAAUUGAUUUGAAAAAAACUAAAAUGGUGAUAUUUAAUCUAAGAGUGUCAGGUUUGAUGACGUUGGUGUCCAGUUCUUUGACAUUUUGAGGACUUCUUUGAAAUAUAUAGCUUUAAUAGGUCUCUUGCAUUUGUGGGUUGAAACAAAUUUGUGAGUUAAUUUAAAUUGUUUUUUGACGUAUGUGUUAGCUUAUUGACAUUUGUGGUUAAAUAUCUGGGAUAUUAACACUAGUGUUUGAGAAAAAUUGUUAUGCUGGUUUGAAAAAAAACAAAAAAACAAUCAAAUUUCUGUCCAAUUCUUGGCCUUUACUUUUUUUUUUUUUUUUUGAAAAAUGCCCUGACAAACACACUUGGUUUCCAUGGUAAUCACAUCAGACUAGCGGUUUAUUAAAAUUUCCAUUCAUGCCCACGUUCACACUGAUGAUAAUAAGCUAAUGGAUUGUAACCACAGAUGUUAUAUCGUGCCAGCAAUAAACUCCAGCUAAAGGUGAGAGUAGUGUCUUGCUCAAGGACACAACAACAGAGUCGUACCAUCGCAGGGCAAACUCCUACCACUGACGCCACAGUAAUAAGCAUUAUAAGUGUGUGUGUAUUCGUUAAUGAUAGAACACUAAAACACUAGGCAACGAAUCGUGUAUAGUCGUAGUGAUCAUCACUUAAAAGCGCAGAAAAACAUAUUUCGUUUCCAUGGAUACGUUGGUGACAUUAUUUAAAAUGACUUCAAUGAAAAAUUAAGAAACACUUUUCAAACAUGUGCCUCCUCCUGUCUAGUAAUAGACUUUAAUAUAUGCGUUUAUUUUUCCUACAUGAGUGAAAAGAAAAGAAAAAAACAUUAUUUGAGUUGGUUAAAGUCAGCUUUGAUGACUUUGGUGUUCAGUUUUUGGAAAUUCCAACUCUGUGUAGGAAAAUAUAAUUUGCAGUUUUGGGGUGCAACAUAUUUGUGAGUUAAUUGAAUUUGUUUUGUGAUUUAUUUGCUAGUUAUUUGAAAUUCUGGAAAAUGUCAGUAAUGCUGACUGCAAUUGUUUUGGUUUGAAAGAAGUUUUGGAACCAGCUUUUUGAAAAAUGUUUGUGGUCUCCAUGGAUACAUUGAUUAAAUAACAACACUUAUUAUUCUUAGAAAAAAUCUUUAAAGAACAGUCAAUGUGUGCUGUUGAUUUCACAAAGUAACUAAAUGAUUUAGUUUAUUGUAAUUACUCAAGACCAGAAAAACAAUGUUUUGCUCCAUUGCAUUUUAGUGACGUAUCAUUUUCAUAAGUUACUUGAACAUUAACAGUGAAUGUUAAAAUUCGUUAGAAAAACAAUAAUCUCGGUUUCAGUUGGUCCGGUUGUGAUUAAUUUGUUAGUUAACAUUUUUGGUGGGAUUGUGGGCGUUUAACACUGCUUAUGUGGUUUAAAAAGUUACUUCUGGUUUUAGAAGUUCAGUUUUGUUUUAUUCAGAUCUUUGGAAUAAGAAGUCAAUGACUGGUCCAGGUUUCGGAAAAUGCCUCAAAAACACAUUUGGUCUCCUUAGAUACGUUGCUUAAAAUAAAAUCUUAAUACUUGAAUAUUAGAAAAGGUUUUAGAUAUAUAUUUCUCCUAAAUUAUUUCUAAGUAGUUUAGAUUUAAACUUAUUAUUGUUUAGUUUUAUUUUUCUAAGAGGAGUUUUGAAAAAUUAGUGAUUUAUGAAAUACUGUGUUGGUCCUUUGCAUAUUUGGUCCUGUAAUAUAUUUUCAUGCUGAUUGCGUUUUCAGAAAGAGUCAGCAAUAUUAACAAUGGUGUGGUGAUUGGAAAACAUUUUAUUUUAAUUUGAGAGAAUUACUUUUAGAGAAUCCAUUUUAUUGAUGUUUUUUGUCUCCAUGGAGAUGGUAAUAUUGAAAGAAGCAUUUGGAGCAAUAUAAUUGUGUGAACAUUCAUUUGAGUUUUUUGCUGGGUUGUGCGCAGCCAUAAUCUUCAGAUUGAUGUAAUAAAUUUAGAUAAGAGUGAUAAGUGAUAAGACUUUGAGGCAUCAUGGACACAUAAGGGAUGCAGAUGAUUAUUUUAAUUAUUUUGUCUGCCUUAUCUCCAUACAGAAUAUAAUGGCCAUUUUAACACUGAAUAUGUAUUUCUAAACUAAAUAAACAGUUUUAUUUUUGUAGGAGGGAGUCCCGGGAAACGGAGGAAAGGCCACUUAUGUCGGCCUGUUUAGUUAGAUCUCCAGUCCUUAAACUUAAUUAAUUUUACAGGUGUACAUUUCUGCUGUUGGCUGUAUGUGGGAGUAUGAAGGUAGUACUGAUGGGGUGUCAGACUAGCUGUCUUUGUGAUUGUGAAGAAUUGUGGAGCUCAAAGGAAUUUAGUUUAACUACAAUUAACAUUUUGGUAAUUUACAAAUGCAAUUGGAAACAUAUUUUUAAACUUUGAUACUUUUAAAGUAUUAAAGUUGUGUAAGCAGUGAUUUAAGUGUGAUAGUAAUGAAUUGAUCGCAUAUCUUAUCCCUAGCUAUUGUUAAGAAUGAUAAAAUGUACCUGUGCGUCAAAGAUUUGUGAGGAUGGGUUGUUAUUGAAGGGUAAACGGAGUAACUUGUUGCAGUUUUAUUCUCACUAAUGGUACAAUCUAAGAUUACAGGUGUUUAGCUGUCACAUUAUGUUUAGCUAUUAAAACGUCUUAAACACAGUAUAUAGCUCUUUAAUUGGUACCAAGAUGAAGCUGCAAGUUCGUUUGUCUGAGUGGCGAUGGUCCAUACAUGUUUGAUCAUUGAGUUUUAGAGUUUAUUGUUCUGGUUUUUAUGUAAAAUUUUAUUUUUUGCUGUUUUUUUGUGAUUAAAGAUAAGGAAUAUUUGUUUUAUCUCUUAAUUCCCAUCCUUAUUGUAUAAUCAAAUACAGUGGCAUAGCAAUAAUAUUGUUAAAUAUUGUUCUCAAAUAUAUUCAAGAAAAACAAGCACAUUUACAAACCUGGGUUAUUGCAUUGUUGGUAUUUCAGUGUUCCCUCUAAACAUUGCUUUAGACUUUUGUGAAGGUCUAGAUACUGAAUUAUAGCUUUUUUUCUUUGUUUCUUUCUUCACAGCCCCUACCAUGGCGCUUCCAGCAGAUGGAUCCCCAGUGUUGGAGGGACAUCCAGAUAAUGGUAAGGAUCACGGUAAGGUGUGGUCAAAUGAUGCCAACAUGGUUUCUGAAGACCACGGAGAGGGGUUGAGGUGUAGAUCACCUCCGCAGUCUGUGGACUGUCCUACCAGCUCCAGUAAAGACGAGGUAGGUAAUGCCGGUACUACCAGCUCCAGUGGUAGCUCUACGACCAGCUCAAGUGAAGACGAGGCUGAUAACGAAGACCAGGAUGACUUUAAAUCCCGACUUUGUUUUAUCAAGGUCCUUGUAGGAAAGCUUCAACAGUCAUUGAAAUCUGACAAGUUGAAGAUUGGUCAUCGGGGCUCCGCUGUGCACCGUGCCAGUGCUGCGUCACAGCUGCUUGAGAUUCGUCCCCCAAAUUUCAAAGACAUAGAAGACAUUGGGGUAGCUGGGAAGCCUCAAGAAGACACAACUCCAUGUACUUCACUUGAAUUCACAUCUAAAUUUGACAAAGAGGAAGAGCCCAUUUUGUGUCCAGAGAACUCCAGACCAAUAGGUACCACGCAGCAUCAUCAGGUAGGUUUGGAAAAGGACAGGGCUACUUUGACUUCCCGCCGCGCCAGGAGCAUUUCACAGAAGGUGGAUUCUGCGAAGGAAGACGACCUACCAUCAAAACUUAGUUUUGGUACAGUGCUUCCUUCCGGUUUUAAAUUCACAUCUGGACUUGACAAACAGGAAGAGCCCAUUUUGCGUCCAAAGAACUCCAGACCUAUCGGUACCUCGCAGCAUCAUCAGGUAGGUUUGGAAAAGGACAGGGCUUCUUUGACUUCUCGACACGCCAGGAGCAUUUCACAGAAGGUGGAUUCUGCGAAGGAGGACGACCUACCAUCUAAGCUUAGUUUUGGUACAGUGCUUCCUUCCAGCUUUAAAUUCACAUCUGGACUUGACCAACUGGAAGAUCCCAUUUUGCGUCCAGAGGACUCCAGUCCUGUUAGUGCCUCCCCACAACCUCUGGCAGGUUGGAGAAAUUUAGUGGCUUUUUGGACUGCCGGCCGCGCCAGGAGAACUACAAAGAAGGUGGAUGAUGCGAAGGAGGAUGACCCACCAUCAAAGUCUAGUGAUCAGGUAGGUUUGAAAGAGGACGUGGCUCCUGCAACAUCUGUGACCGGCAUAAGCGGAAAAAGGACAAAGGACUUUGAUGCUGAAGAGCAGUCCCAAGCCAAGAGGAGUAAGGACACUCUUGCUGAAGAGGAGCUCCCCAAAAAGUGGACCAGGGAUAGUGAUGAUGCUAAGCUGGAGCCCUCUGCCAAGAGGAUCAGGGAGAUUGAAGCCGAUGAUGAGCCCCCCUCCAAGAGGACCAGGGACACUGUUGCUGAAGUGAAACCCCCCUCCAAGAGUACCAGGGACAGUGUUACUGAAGUGAAACCCCUAGCCAAGAGGACCAGGAAUAGUAAUGAUCCUAAACAGGAGCCCUCUGCCAAGAGGAUUAGGGAGAAUCAAACUGAAGAUGUGCUUCCCUCCAAGAGAACCAGGGAUAGUGUUGCUGAAGAGGAGCCCCCGGCCAAGAGGACUAGAGACACUGCUGCUAAAGAGGAGCUCCCAGCCAAGACAACCGACUAUAGUGAUGAUCCCGGCUGGGACGACAUCCUGCAAAGAAUUGGCAGAAGGAUGGCAUGGAGAUAUGGUAAAGAAUGGGAGAACGAGCCCAUUCCGUCAACCCCUCUGUUCAUUGCCUACCGAAAGACAGACCACGAAGAUCCCAUUCUGUUAUCCCCUAUCCACAGUCCCUCACCAAGGACGUCGUGUGAGGAUCCUGGUCUGUCAUCCCCCGUCCUCAGUCCCUCUUAUAGAAUGGCAUGUAAACUUCCUGUUUUGUUAUCCCCUAUCCACAGUCCCUCACCAAGGACGUCGUGUGGGGAUCCUGGUUUGUCAUCCCCCGUCCUCAGUCCCUCUUGUAAAAUGCCGCGUGAACGUCCUGUUUCGUCAUCCCCUGUACUCAGUCCCUUACGAGGGACGAUGCAUGAGGAUCCUUUUCUCUCGUCCCCUGACGUCAGUCCCUCACCAUCGACGCAUUGUGAAGAUCCCCCCGUUUUGUCACCCCGUGUUUUCAGUCCCCCCAUGAUGCCAUGUGAAGAUCUCAUUCUGUCACCCCGCGUUUUCAGUCCUUCACCAUCGACGCAUUGUGAAAAUCCAACUUUGUCAUCCCCUGGCUUCCGUUUCUGGAUGGAGACUGAAAAGGACAUAGAAGAGGAACAAACACCUUCAACAUCUGGUGGAACUACAGCAAGAGAGAGUUCCAGACAUGUCUGGUUUAGACCUCGCUAUGUUUUGUCAAGUGACUCUGAUUAGAUUGGGAUCCUUAAAAACUGAAGACCUAAUUGGGAUAUCACAUCAUUUCUCAGUUUUUGAUUUUUUUUAUUAAAGCCUGUGGAAUCCUUAGGUAGCGCCUUGCACUGGAGUUUUCUUCUCAACUGCCCCAUGUUUCAGGGUGAAUUAGCGGUUCUUCCCCACGCGGUGCUCUUCGAUAUAGUAAAUUGUUCUAUUCUGUUCCUCCACUAAUCCACUCUCCAAGUUUUUAAUCUUUCAGGUUUUAGCUGCUCAUCGCUGGAUCCUUUCAUCAUCGUCGUCGUCCAUGUGGUUCUUGUCCUUCUGGACCCCUUGUUUUUCACACUGCUUGUUGGAUCUCCUCGGCCUGUAAACCUCCACCUUCAACACCACCAGUCAGAUAGAGGGAGAUAAGAGAAACCAGUUGAAAAAAAAAGUAAGAAAGCGUAUUUUCAUUUUAAAUUUGUAUGAAAUGAGGUCAAAUUUCAAAAUUGUUCUUCCUUCUGUCCACGUAUAUUCUAUUUGUUAACCCUGUUGUCCUUUGUCUGGAUUUCAUUUCUACGUCAACUCAUGUCACAUGACUUGAGUUGACCGACAAUUAAAGCAGAAGACCAGCUCCGCCUUGAAUCCUCCACCUUCAACACCACCAGUCAGGUGGAGGAAGAUAAGAGAACCCAGUUGGCAAAAAAAUUGACCAACAAUUAAAGCAGAAGACCUGCUGCUCCUGCUGAUCUACUGGUUGUAACAGAUUGUGGGAAAGCAUCACUGAGACAAGGCAACAACAGUGGACCAAUCAGGACAGAGAAGACAGAGAGGACUGAGGACUAAAACAAAAAUAUGAUUCCUGUCAAACACUCAGCCUCCUUCAUCGCUAUAAAACCUCCUCACCUCCACCACUGUCAGGGACAUAAACAUCCUGCAGCGACUGGAUGAGGUGGAUGCAGACACUCUGAAGGUCACACUGUGAGACUCGUUAUGUGGUCACCACACCGACCCCAACCAGAUCAGCCCAUCUUGACACGGACGUACGCGCUACACCGGAGGAAGCGAUUCGUGCCGUUUGGCUCAGAUUCAGGGUGUGAAGGUGGGCGAUGCGGGCCAGCAUCACUUCAGAUUUGAGACAGACCGACCGCUGGGGAGAUGGACCUCGCCUGACACCAUUACUCUGGAUGUAACAGCUCGACUCUCCUGUCAAUGACAACAUCAGUGACUCGAGAAGCAGACAGCAAGGUUUCUGGUGCCUGGCUGGAGACGAGAUUCUGAUUAUUCAAGAGCCAAAACAAAAUGUCAGAAUAAACAGUUAGAAGGCAGAUUUGUUUUCUAUUUGUUAUUGUUUUCAUUAUUAAUGGUCCACGUCACAAAAUUCAUCAGUGCUGUAACUCUUGAGUUUAAUAAAAUGUUCUUCUUU
Molecule: messenger RNA, 6841 nt
Organism: Gambusia affinis (western mosquitofish)
Lineage: Eukaryota; Metazoa; Chordata; Actinopteri; Cyprinodontiformes; Poeciliidae
Product: pollen-specific leucine-rich repeat extensin-like protein 1
Exons: 7
Coding region: 3118-5457 (779 amino acids)
Source: RefSeq, a predicted model, not a curated record